GCAGUGACAGGGAUGAGAACAGGUACGGUGACAGGAACUGGAGCAUGGACAGAGAUGGGGACUGGCCCGUACUCAUUGUGAGAAGUGGCAUCAUAAAAAUGAUCAUAAAAGUUAUUAAAAAUAUUUCCCCCUGGAGAAUUAUUAAAUCCAAUAAUAACAAAAUUAAUCAUUAGUCAUAAUGAAGAGAGUGAAAAUGUUGUCUUUUCCAGCUGUGAACUACUGGAUGAGGAUCAGUGUUAAUGUAACUGGAAACGUGUCUGAACAUAACGAGUCACACAUUACUGCAUGGCUCCAGAGUCUGUUUCAGCAGCAUCUAGGUGAAUGCAGGUGCAUUGCUAAUGCUACUUCUGCCACCUCGUCACAAAUGCCAUUCAUUUCUACCACUCCACCCUCUGAAACCAGCAAUGGCACACACAGCAACAGCUUCUCAACAACACCUGACAACUUUAGUUCUCCCUCUACACAAAGUGUCACGUCAUUGACUGCAAUUCAGGGAAACAGCUCAAUAAAAGAAAAUGAAACCACUACCAGCCUCUUUCAAAGCAUUGAGGUUGUAUGUGACAAUAAGACGGCCAUACGGCUCACUGAGUGCACCGUGCUGUUGCAGUUGAGUCGGCCAACCAGUCCGUGCUGUAUUGCACGCAUCGUAAACAUCGUACAGAUUAACUCCACCAUCCAGGGACAGGUGAUUGGAAACCAAGUAAAGAGAGUGGGAAAAGAGCUUUGCCACAGUGAUGCUACAGAGCCUCCAGCUGGAAGCUUUGAGAGGUGUAAUGGUUCUCUCAACACUGAGGGCAUCAGCGGUGACUCCAUCGGCUACUGGUGGGGUUGUGGCAACUUCCUCUGCUGCAGGCAUGGGAACGCUAACGUCCUCUGCUACAAGCAGGCGAGCGCCAACGUCCUCUGCUGCAGGCAUGGGAACGCUAACGUCCUCUGCUACAAGCAGGCGAGCGCCAACGUCCUCUGCUGCAGGCGUGGGAGCGCCAACGUCCUCUGCUGCAGGCAUGGGAGCGCCAAUGUCCUCUGCUGCAGGCGUGGGAGCGCCAACGUCCUCUGCUACAAGCAGGACCUUGAAGUCAUGUGUAACAAGACUGACAUACGGCGCACUGAGUGCACCGUGCUGUUGCAUUUCAGUCAGCCAAUCAGUCCGUGCUGCAUUACAUGCAUUGUAAGCACAGUACAGAUUAACUCCACCAUCCAGGGAAAGGUGGUAGACAUAAGGAAAAAGGAAAUGAGAGCUGAAGACCUGCUGAGCCAGAGCAAGAAUGGUUUUGCCCUGAACUCCACACAGGUGCAGCAGAUCGUGUUUUGGCUUGAGACGCUUCUCUCAGAGCCCAGCGUCACGCUGGAUCUGUUGAACAUUUCCAUUAACAUUGUCAGCAAUCUGCUGGAUGCAUCAGCGAAGAUGCUGCCAUCCACUUCAAACAGAAUCAUUAGAAUUGUGGACACACUUGGUUUGCAGCUGGAGGUAGAGGGACAGAAUGAGACUAUUCUCUCCCCAUCUGUGGCUCUGGCAGUGGUGAGAGUGAAUGGGACAAACUUUCAGAACACCUCGUUCACCAUGAACUCCUCCAACUUACAGAUAGAUGUUGGCACUAACUUCAGCUGGAGCGUAAACAACACAGCCUUUCCUCUUCAGGGUUCCAUCAUUCUCCCCUCCACCCUCUUGAGCAACCUCAGUGAGAAGCAGCAAGCAUCCAGAAUACAGUUUCAUUUCUACCAGAAUAGCUCUCUGUUUCAGGACCAAACGACAAACUCAAAGUUGAUCAGCGGAGUUCUGGGAUGCAGUGUGGCUAACCUGUCUAUCUCCAAUCUGAUAGACAAUGUGACAAUUACGCUGAAGAACACUGAGGUUGUUUGGAAUCACACUUCAGUGUCCUGUGUGUUUUGGAAUUUCAGCUUAAACAGUGGCUCUGGUGGCUGGAGCUCUGAAGGCUGCACUGUGCUGAACAGCACUGUGAAUGAGACGCUGUGCAGCUGUAACCAUCUCACCAACUUUGCUCUGCAGCAGAUGCUUCGUUGUGGCAGCAGUGGCACAGAAGACACCUUGUCUGAAGAGUUAGCUGAAGGUCUGCUGAAUCAGACCAGCAACGCCUCUGCUCUGAACUCCGCCCUGGUCGAGCGCAUUGUGUCUCAGCUAGAACCGCUCGUCUUUGGGCCCAGAGUGAGCCAGACUCUGGGGAAGACGUCUAUCAACAUCGUCAGCAAUCUGCUGGCCGCAUCACCAGCAGCGCUGGUGUCCACUGCAAACAGGAUUGUUGGAAUUGUGGACAGUGUUGGCUUGAAGCUGGUGGUGCAGGGACAGAGUGAGACUAUUCUGUCCCCAUCUGUGGCUCUGGCAGUGAAAACGGUGACCGGGACUGUCUUUGAACAGACCUCAUUCACUCUGACUGACUCCUCCACCCUGCAGAUUGCUGGUGACUCCGUGUCCAAGAUAAGCACCCUGCAUCCUCAGGGAUCUAUCAUUCUCCCAGCCAAUCUCACCACACAUCAGCAGCAGCUGGCGUCCAGAGUCCAGUUUAAUUUCUACCAGAAGAGCACUCUCUUCCAGGACAGAGCACUGAAAUCUGACAAAGACCGGCUGAUCAGCGGAGUUCUGGGCUGCAGUGUGGCUAGCCUGUCUAUCUCCAAUCUGCAAGAGAAUGUGACGAUUAUGCUGAGGAACAAUGAGCCAGUUUCGGCUAGUUCUUCAGUGUCCUGUGUAUUUUGGAAAUCCAGCUUAAACAGUGGCUCUGGUGGCUGGAGCUCUGAAGGCUGCAUUGUGCUAAAUAGGACUGUGAAUGAGACGGUGUGCCACUGUAACCAUCUCACCAGCUUCGGCGUGCUGCUGGGACACAGCGCUCCGUCCAUCAUCCUCACCUACAUCACCAAUAUUGGCUGUGGCAUCUCCGCCAUUUUCCUCUCCUUCACCCUGAUUACCUACUUGGCCUUUGAGAAACUGCGUGUUGAUAUUCCAGCCAAGAUCCUGAUCCAGUUCUGUUUGGCUUUGCUGCUGCUGAAUCUAGUGUUCCUUUUGGACUCUGGUCUGGCUCAGAAGCUUGACACUGCGGGUCUCUGCAUCACCACAGCUUUCUUCCUGCACUACUUCACAUUGGCCUCUUUCACUUGGAUGGCUCUGCAGGCAGCCUACAUGUACUUGACCAUCGUCAAAGUGUUCAACGCUUAUUUUUCUCACUUCAUGAUCAAGUUAGGAUUUGCUGGCUGGGGCAUUCCUCUGAUUGUGGUCAUCACUGUCUUAGCCAUUAAUAAGGACUUCUAUGGACUUCAGUCCUAUGGAAAGUUGGAAGAUGGAUCCACAGAUUACUUCUGCUGGUUUAAAAUCGAUGAAGCCUUCUACGUUGCUGUGAUGGCAUACUUCUGUGUCACCUACCUGCUGACCUUCAGCAUGUUCAUAGUGGUGAUGGUACUGAUGCGCCGCAUUAGGAGUCAAAACCCCCAGUAUGCACGAAAACGGACCCUCAUGCAGGACUUCAGGAGUGUUACUGCACUUCUUGUUUUCCUGGGCAUCACCUGGGGCUUUGCUUUCUUCGCCUGGGGCCCUGUUAAUCUGGCAUUCAUGUGCUUGUUUACCGUCUGUAACUCUUUGCAGGGAUUCUUCAUCUUUGUGUUCUACUGUGCUGCAAAGCAGAAUGUCAGAAACCAGUGGAGGACGUACCUGUGCUGUGCAGAUUGCAGACUACAGGGAAUAUUAGAAAGAAUGCACAAGGUCUUCAGUAGAGUCCCCUUUAUCUCCUCAUCAAGAUCCAAGAUGUCUUUCAGCACCCCAAAGACUCCUCAGUGUGAAACUGAAGGAUCAAGACAUAGCAUAUCACUUCACCCCAGAAGUGAAAAUGCUGAGAGAUUGACCUCUGUGGCGCCCAGCUCAGACAUUGUGAUGGUUGGUUCUGAGGCCUGAGACACCACGACCUACAGUUAACUCUGAGUUUGCUUAUAGUUGGAGUAUUUGUGAGAGAAACUUUUGGUCGAUCUAUA
This is a messenger RNA of Colossoma macropomum (tambaqui), 3972 nucleotides long. RefSeq lists its product as uncharacterized. Bases 179 to 3895 code for a protein of 1238 amino acids. NCBI's taxonomy places the organism in Eukaryota, Metazoa, Chordata, Actinopteri, Characiformes, Serrasalmidae. Gene Ontology annotation, cellular component: membrane. Gene Ontology annotation, molecular function: G protein-coupled receptor activity. The record is from RefSeq and is a predicted model, not a curated record. Gene Ontology annotation, biological process: cell surface receptor signaling pathway; adenylate cyclase-activating G protein-coupled receptor signaling pathway. The transcript is spliced from 29 exons.